Acaulospora morrowiae is the source of this 915-nucleotide messenger RNA. The record is from the annotation of a GenBank genome assembly. Lineage: Eukaryota; Fungi; Glomeromycota; Glomeromycetes; Diversisporales; Acaulosporaceae.
AUGUCGGGAAUAUACAAUCAUAGGCAGAUUACACCAGGAGGAGCAGGAGGGUCGAGCCGUUUCAACGAGCUCUUGGAAGCUUUGAAACAAGAAUAUGACAGUCUCCAACAGGAAGCCAUGGCUUAUAAAAUGCAACGUGAAGAAUUUGAACAUAAAGAAAUUCAUAUUAUGUUGAAAUACAAUCGUGUGCUGCGUAAUAUGGUGUUAUUGACCGGUGUCAUUGUACUUCGGCUAUCGAUGCUCUGCAAUUUUAUCACGCGUCAACUCAAUCUACAACAACAGACUGACGAAGUCAGCAUGAUCCGUCAGGGUUUAUACGAAUUGCAGAACACUCAGAAAAACAUAAAACAACAAUAUGAUGCGGAGAUACGUAAUCUUCAACGUGAAAUCGAACAACAAAGGUUACAUGCUCAUCCAUCUUCCAGCACUCAUCCUCAGCCGCCACCCUCGCACCCCCCGCCGCAGCCCCCUCCACCGGCCAUUGGACAAGGUCAAAGCAAUCUUUUCGGUACUAUCAUCAGUGGCAAUGGCCCUCAAAGCCUUGUCGCACCUCCUCAGAUGUUGGAUCCUGCGCAAUCUGCGAAUCAACAGGGACAUCCAUAUCCCGGUCCGGGGGGUCCCCCUCAAAGUGUUCCACAAUCUGGUGGUAGCACUGCUCCAUCUCCAUAUCUUAACGGUGGCGGUCCACCGGGUCAAUCACACACAACAAAGAGGCCACGCAUAGGCAUAGAAGAUGGCUUGCCACAAGGUCCGCAAGCUCCUAUUGGAAUCCCUCCAAAUACGCAGCAAUCUCCAGCCGGACUGUACGGCAGCAACGUUGUUCCUCCUCCUCAACCCGGUCAACAAGGACCUCCCUUGAAUCCGGGAUAUGCUUCGUCUGUUGGUCAAAGUAAUAAACCCGUUAAUAAAACAAAG